This is a messenger RNA of Ectocarpus sp. CCAP 1310/34, 5063 nucleotides long. NCBI's taxonomy places the organism in Eukaryota, Phaeophyceae, Ectocarpales, Ectocarpaceae. The record is from the annotation of a GenBank genome assembly.
AUGAUGCCUUCCAUUUUCUCCGUCAACUUCUUCUCCAGUCUGGUGCUUACGACGGCCAUCGACGACGGCCCUCGACGUUCGUCGAUGGCCGUCGAAAGGACCAGACUGGAGAAGAUGGUGACGGAAGAAAUGGAAGGCAUCAUGGACACCUUGUCCCGGUUAGUGCCCGGGGCACCGCCCGCCGGAAGUGCGAGCGCAGCGGGCGGCGGGGGGGGGGGUCACUGGGGAGGACGCACGCCUUCCCUGGCGCGGGUCAGCUGGACCAAGCGCCGAAUACCGAACGAGGGCUCGAGGGAGCGAGAGGGCUGCGAGGCCCGGAACCACGAGAGCCUUCGCCACCCGAGGGGGCUAUCUCGCGGGAAGGAGUCAGCAGAGAGGAGCAAGCUUCACGAUAUACUUUCAGCUCGCAUGCCCGGAUACCACGCCUUAAACAGUUGGACUUUGACGGAGACGAAAAGAACUGGCUCAUGUUUCGAAACGAUUUCAUUACGCAGGUGCAGACUUGUGGAAUGGGUCGUGCCUUGAGUGACAGCAGGGACGUUGUGGUCCUAAGCGUAGACGAUGAUGGCAUGGUAGAGCAGGGAGUAGAAGUAGGGGAGAUAGCCAUGUACCGGGAUCUGUGGGGGAUGCUGACGGGAGCGAUCUCCAAUAAUUCCACAAAAAUGCUGGUUUACGAUCGCAAGGGGCCCUCGGCAGCGUGGCGUGCGUUGGAAGAAACAUUUACCCCGUUAACCGGCGGCGAGCAGAUCUCGCUGAUCGGUAAGUUUUACAACACCCAACAGGGGAAGCACCAGGACCCCCGAGUGUUUUUUCCAGGAGUUCAAGUCCGUAGUGACCAACCUAGAGCUGGCAUUUGACCAGCCCAUCCCCAAAAUGCUCGUAUAUGCACGGUUCCUCGAUGCGCUUUCCCCGGAAUUUGAGAUUCAAAAGCAACAGCUGCUCGCCCAGAAAACACUCGAUGAAGAAGAGAUUUUGAGAGUGCUACGCACACGGGCUGAGCAACUGAAAGCGGAGGAAAAGAAGGGGAAGAGUGAUCGGCGAGCGAAUCAUCAUGCGUUCGUAGCAGUAGAGGGGAAGGGGGGAGGAAAACGACGGUCGAAACAGAACCGAGGUGACGAAGAGGCGAACUUGGCCAGCGAUAAGAGAGUCAAGUGCUACGUCUGUGAUGGGGAAAACUAUGCGAAUGCAUGCCCAGAGAAGCUUUGCCAGAGGUGCGGGAAAAAGGGGCACAACGCAAAAAGUGCCCAUCGAGAACUGAGACUGCAGUCACCGCGAUUGAAGUUGGAGUUGGUGAUGUCGAGUUGGACGUCGCAUACGAAGCACUCUGACGUUAUCUAGAUCUGUUUUCCCAUCGGUGCAUCAACGCCCCUCCCCUUUCGUGCCUUGCGUGCAAUUCGGCUCGUCGGCAUUUUCCUGUAACGAGCCGAUUUUUGAUGAUGCGACUGACGAAAGUACCAAGGGGAAAUUUUUCUGGUGUGGUAUUUUUCGCCGUUCGCUCGUUGUUUUUUCUUGUGUUUGAUCGGAAUACGAACGCAGUCCACAAAACUCGAUGUUGCCUGUCCAGUAUACCAUGCUCAUCUCAGUAACUAACCGCGUAGGUUGAGCCAUGAUGAGGCUCAUUGCACGAUUACAUACUGAGGAUGGUGUGGUAUUCCAUUAUCGUCUCACUUUGAAGAAUGGUAAUGCGCAGGGCAUUGCGGUCACACCAACUUGAUUGAUGACGUUCGGAAUUAUUUCCUGGUGCUUGUUUCACCGGGAUAUUUGCCUGAAAUCAGGAGGGUUGAUAGAUGGCAACCAGCGGCUCUCAUAUUAUUAUAGUAGCAGAUACCAACAGGCUGGUUGAUGAACUGUUUGUGAUUGGCAUGCUGCUUUGAUCUACCGAUAUGUAGGCUGAGAGGGGGCACCCGCCCCUAACAUGUGGUUGAUUGCCCUUUGUAAUGAUCUCUCAUUGAUGUACAGACCGAGGGGGGCACCUCUCACUGUCAUGUGAUCGAUAAUGUGAUCGGGGUUGUAGACGCGCCCCGUUACUAACAGCAGCUGGAUACAGUAGGGGUCCUGUUACUGGGAGGGAGAUACUUGUGAAGGAGUAGCGAAAAAUGUCUAGGUCCAGUGUCUCUCGAAACGGUGAACCGCUUGUGGUUGAGAUACCGCUUGAUCUUCCGCUAAGUUUAUCGCCCUCCAUAAAAUGUCAUAAGGCGAUGUAGCGUUACGUUUUACGUUUUUCCGCUGCGGUUUGGCAUUGGUGCUUGUGGCUUUGGGCGCGCCGCGGUGCUGACAGCAACACGAUACAGUAGGGAUCCUGUUUGCUGGGAGGGGACUACUUGAAAAGGGUGCAAAUGCCUGAGAGUUGUAAACGCGUAGGGUUGCAACUUUGUGACUGCUGUGUUGAUUGUGUUGACAGUUCAAUCAGCACGAUGACCCGUGGGGGCGGAGGGUUGUGAUCCGGUGGCCGGGUUUCCCUUCGUCUGUUUUCUUUUGUAUACUUUUGGAGUUUUUCUAUGAGUACAAAUUGGGUUUUGAGAGCAUUCGUAAUGAUGUACGAAUCAGGGAGGGUGUUCGUGAGGUGGGUUAUGCCAUCCUUACGAAGGCUACUGCGGGAGUACCCACGUGUGGUUUUGAGCUUUGUCAGUGCGCAAGCACGUGGCCGUCCAUCGGUCAUUUGGAUCUUCGGGGUAUCUCCGUUAGUGGCAUCUUUGGCAAUUUGUCACGCGCUGUCAUGUAUUCCGAGUUCCGAAUGUGUCUUGCGACUGUUGCUCGCGUGCCUUGGUGUUUGUGAUGCACCCUGGUGCCCACUCUCUUCCGUUGCUGGUGUCUACGAGGACGACCAAUAAAACAACUUUACCAUCUCUUCACGUUGUCAACCGGGACAGCUCAUCCGGCAGCACUAGGCUUGGGGGCGAUCAACAGGGGUUGCUUCUACCUGCUUCAAACGGAAAGCAUGAUACACGCUACCUGACCCUUUGUAUCCUCGCGAACGCGUAGUACUAAGAAGAUAUGCAUACAUUGGAUGAGACAACACGAUGACAGCGAUGGCGAAGCGUAUGCGUGCUGCGCCUUGCCGUUAAAAAUGACAAACGUGUGAAUGCCACCUCAGACUGUCGUAGAUUGUGACGUCAGAUGACCUGUCGGAGAUCUACCUUCGGGGUGUUACCGCAGAUAGAGUCAGUGCAGGUUGGAUGCUGAACCUUGCUUCAACACAAGGUUGAUCCCUACCUGACACACACACUCAACUCAACUAUCCGUACAUCAGCCUCUCCGCCAGAGGUUGAACCGGUGUGUAUCCACACCACCCAUCCCAAAGGGAACUUACUCACACGUGAAAACCUGGAGACAACCGGCUCAUAGUGGCGUCAGCGGCAGGUUGUUGAAAUAGCUGCGGUUGCGCUACUAGACGUACACGACACCGAAGUCGUCGUGUUUACGGGCGCAGUGAGCGACGGACUCGGCGAGGGAUUUGAUCCAUUCGUUGCCUGCGCGGACGGAACGAACCAUGGUGCUGCAGGGGACAACGGUGUCAGUCUGGGCAACGACGGAGCUAAAAACGGAACGCUUGAACUUACCGAUGUAGGUGCUGUUGCAAUCGUUCCACGAGACGACGUAGCUGACGCUGUUACGACAGACGAUGGGGCAGGCACCUACUCCGUCAGGAGAAGCUAUUGUCACGCGAUGGUAGCUGGCGAGAGCUCCGGAGGAGUCCGCCUGUGCCGCAACGCUCGGAGGCGGACUCCUCCGGAGCUCUCGCCAGCUACCAUCGCGUGGCAGCAGCGUCUCCUGACGGAGUAGGUGCCUGCCCCAUCGUCUGUCGCAACAGCGUCAGCUACGUCGUCUCGUGGAGCCUCGUCUCGUGGAACGAGUGCAACAGCACCUACAUCGGCGCGUCCUAAGCAGAAGUUGACUUUCAAUAAGUCACUCACCGCGCGUCCGCCGACACAACAACGUGGAACGCCCGCAGCUCGUGGCCGAGGUUCGGGUAGAGGUGGUGGUCAGCGUCGGCCGUCGUUCGAUCCGUGUACCCAUCCCUCCUGUCGGUCGCACAAGACUCACCCGAUCGAGCGCUGCUGGGUGAGGAUCGCGGAGGAAGAAGAGCGUCAAGGUCGUUCCGCGUCGAAGCGGUCCCGUAAAGAUCGUCGGCGAAAGCAGAAGGACGGCUCGUCGGACUCCGAAUAGGGGUGCCCAGGUGUUGUGCCCGCAAUACCUGGGAAGAAAUCUGCUGCUGCCGUAGUAAGUAGCAGUAGGGGCGUGAAAGGAUAUAUUGAUCGUUUUGCGUCACUUGCGCGUUCGUCUAUGUCGUCUAGUACUCCGAGUGAUAGAUCGCGUUCGAAGAGUACAAAACGACUUGUAAAUAAGGCACAUGCGUCCCCUGUCGUAGAACAAUCACAUAAAAGCGUUCAUUUAACGCAGCCGAUUUAGACGUGGUUGAUAGAGAGUCCCCUGUGGGAUCGCGUGACCGUCAGAGUGCCAAGAAAACAAGGGCCGACAGGAUUGUUGCCGUACCGAAAAUAUUAUCGGAGCGAAAGAAGAGGAAGGGACUUCGAAUGGAAUUAAACAACGUGUUUCGUGGUACAGCUCAGCGCUGGCGCGGAAUAAACCGCCUCUGUCUCUGUCUUUUUCAUCCAAACGCGUUCGCGCUCCUGGAUAUAUCGAUGGCCAAUUUCUCCCUGAAAUCACCAUUGAUACUGCAAGUGUCGUCACGUGCGUUUCACUUUUGUUUUUGAAACAGCACCCAUCGUUAUCGUUUGCUCGUUUGGAGCCUAUACCGUCUCCGUCCCUAAAACUCAGCGCCGCAAAUGGUGCACCAGUCAAAGUUUUAGGAUCGUUCGUUGUUCGGUUGGGAGACGUGUCCCGCCGAAUCGAUGCGUUGGUCGUACCAUCGCUCGGUCCUGCUCAAAUACUCCUCGACAAUGAUGCCAUGACUCGGUUUGGAGCAGUACUUGACUGGACAAAUGAAGUUUUGACUUUUGAGUGUAGUGACACUAAUGGCCCCGCUAUUCAUCGUAAAAAAUCUCAACACGGUUCUGAUCCGUCGCCGUCCCCCGUGUUGCAGCCGUUCAUCGAAAUGCGGA